Molecule: messenger RNA, 810 nt
Organism: Porites evermanni
Lineage: Eukaryota; Metazoa; Cnidaria; Anthozoa; Scleractinia; Poritidae
Source: the annotation of a GenBank genome assembly
AUGAAAUAUGAUCUUUCAGGUUAUUAUUAUGGACAGUGGAAAACUGGGAUGCGUUCCGGAUAUGGUAUACGAAGUGGUGAGGUUAAACGAGAAAACAGCACCACAAGGCAUUACAAGCGCUGUAUUUCUAGGCAGUCCACUGUGGAUAAUUUUAAAGCCAACGGGGUCCUACCCAGUCAGAACAGUAAACUACACCAUGUGAGGACCCUUUCGCAAACUGAUUCCCACCCACAAUCACCCAGACCCUUAAGUGAUCCAGACAUUGCUAGUGAAACCAGAUCAAUGAACAGUACAGUGGGUAGUGGCUCGGCUCAGUCUUAUAAGAUGGAUGGUGUUGAUGCUAAUGGGCAGAUUGAAAGGGCAGAUAAUCGCCUGAUAGAGACAUACAAGGGAGAGUGGAAGAAUGACAAGCGGCAUGGAUAUGGUGUUAUAGAAGACACUGACGGCUUUAGCUAUAUUGGCGAGUGGAGUGAAAACAUGAGGCAUGGAUUAGGUGUUGCUUCAUAUCCAGAUGGAACAAAGCUGGAAGGAGAGUGGAAAAAUGAUGAGUUAGUUACGGAUUCAAGAAAGAGGGGUGCAUUAGUUUCUCUUGUGACAAGGUUUAAACAGCGGCUGAGGGUGGUUUGUGAGGGGGCCCAGGAUGCUGCAGAUAAGGCAGAACAGAAGUCACAGAUAUCACUAUCAAGAGCUGCUGCAGCAAGGGAUAAGGCUGUGGAUGCUGUCAGUGCUGCCGAAAAUGCUGCCGCGGCAGCAGCCACUGCUCAAAAACGUGUCAGAGCAAUUAUUUCUAAAAUGAAAGACAAGACGUAG